This is a messenger RNA of Thyridium curvatum, 228 nucleotides long. RefSeq lists its product as uncharacterized. The record is from RefSeq and is a predicted model, not a curated record. Lineage: Eukaryota; Fungi; Ascomycota; Sordariomycetes; Thyridiales; Thyridiaceae. The coding region runs from base 1 to 228 and encodes 75 amino acids. The transcript has a single exon.
AUGCAGGUUUAUGCCAUGGAUAUCUCCCGUGACAACGAGACUCCUGGCGUCUUCAUCUACGCCACCGAUAUAUCGCCGGCAUUCCUUGCCCGUUUUGAGCACCCUGCUGCUUGCGCAGCGCCGGCCGCCGGUCCGCUCGAGAUCCGGCGUACCUGGCUUCCUUAUGACUUGAAGCUCAACCCCUUCCUCGACAGGCUGCACGCCGCUCUGGUGCCCCCCGCUGUUUGA